AUGAUAAUAAAUAAAACUUAAUCUAACUUGAAUAAUAUCAAUUUCAAUGAUAUUAUUAUUCCAAUUAAAUUACAACAUCUUUCAAGAAGGGUUUAAGGUUAAGAAAAUGGCAAAGCUAUGCAAUUAUUAAAAAGCUAUAAAAAAAUUCCAUAAAUAACAACAGAAUUUCAUUCUCCAAUAAUAGUGAAUAGUAUAAAAUAAAGAAAGGAUUCAAAUUAUUCUUAAUAACCAUAAUAAUUAAUAGAAAAAGAAAGUAAGUAAAUAACAAUUGAUUCAGAAUACAUGACAAAUCAAUAUAAAUAAAUAAAUCUUUAAAGUAGUUUACCAUAGAUUCCAUUAUCAACUAUGAAUACUUUAACUAAAUUAAAUGAUUUAUCUAGAAGUAGCAAUUUGAUUUAAACACCUAAAAAUAGUGAUACUAAAAGAUCUUUAGUGAAAUCAUAAUUUAAAACAUAUAGUAACAAUCAAAAAAAUAAUCUUAUCAACAAUUCUACGAAUACAGGAAGUAGUAAAGAUUCACACUAAAAUUAAAGCACUUUAUAAAAAUAAAUUUAUGCAAAAAAUAUUAUCUAUUCUUAUUGUGGGAAACCAAGAAAAAGAAAAGUAAAUGUUUCUGCCAAAAGUUUUAUUGUUUAUGAUUGUUUUGAGAAUAGAAUUGUUUCUUAAAGAAAAUGUAAUAAAAGAAUGGAAAUUGCUAGUUUAACCAAGAUUAUGACAUUCUACAUUACAAUGGUUAUUUUAGAAUAAAUUAAUCUCAAUUAUAAAGAUAUCAAAGUCAAAGUUACUAAAAAAGCCUCAGAAACUAUAGGUACAACAGCCGAUUUGAAAUAUAAUGACAUUUUGACUAUUUAAGAUCUAUUAUAUGGUUUAAUGUUACCUUCAGGUAAUGAUGCUGCAACUUUAAUUGCAUAAACCAUAGGAACAAUAAUGUAAAUUUAUUAUAGAUUAUAAAAUUAGAUUAUUUUAUGAAUCAGAUAAAUAUUUGGAUUAUAAAUUAAUAGAUAUUGAAUAAUUGAGUGCUGAAGGUCAUUAUUAUAAUUUAGAUUUAAAGACUCAUUAAUGUCCAAUUGAAAUAUUUAUUAGUAAAAUGAAUCAUUAUUCAUAUUUGAUUGGAUAAAAAAAUACUUAAUUUGCAUGUGUACAUGGAUUGGCUAAUUAAGAUAAUGUAUAUAUAAACCUUAUAUUAGUAUUCUAGUUGUCAUGAUAUUGUUUUAUUAUCAUUAGAGUGUAUGAAAUAUGAUACAUUUAAUUAAGUCAUUUCUUGUAAAGAAUACAUUUCAUAAACAUAAAAUAAUAACAAAAGUUAUGAAUGGAAAAAUACAAAUAAAUUAUUAGAUAAAGGCUUUUUUGGUAUUAAAACUGGAGUAACUGAUUCUGCUGGUCCAUGUUUAGCAAGUGCUUAUCGAUCUAAUGAAAUGGAAUAUUAUAUCAUUAUUGUAUUGAGUUGUAAGAAUUUGCAACUAAGAUUUGAUGAAACUAUUUCAUUGUUAUAACAUGCAAAAUACAAAAAGUCUUUGAAUUCAAUUAUAUAAUGAAUAAACCAUAUAAUUACUUAUUCAAAUUCAUCAUUGUUGGAGACACAAGUAAACAUUCUAAACUAUUAAAGAGGUGUUGGAAAGAGUUGCCUUCUACUCCAAUAUGUUGAUAAAAAAUUUAGAUAAGAUCAUGAAGCUACUAUUGGUGUUGAAUUUGGAGCAAAACAAUUGAUUAUCAAGUCUAAAGUAAUCAAAAUUCAAAUUUGGGAUACAGCUGGUUAAGAGUCAUUCAGAUCAAUUACUAGAUCAUAUUAUAGAGGGUAUUUCUAAAUAAAUAACAUUAGUUCUAUUGGGGCCAUAUUAGUUUAUGAUGUUACUAGAAGAGAAACCUUUGAAAAUGCUACUACUUGGGUUAAUGAAAUCAAGAAAUAUGGUAAUGAUAAUAUUGUGAUCAUUCUCGUUGGUAAUAAAACAGAUUUAAGCGAUAUGUACAAUUUAUUAUAUAUUUAAGUCGGAAAGUAUCAGAAGAUGAAGCAAAAGAAAUGGCAAAAUAAAAUGGUCUUGAAUACAUUGAAGUUUGUGCUAAAUAGAAUUAUAAGGUUGAUGAAGCAUUUUAAAUAAUUACUGAAAAAAUAUAUAAGAAAAUUGAGUUAAACUAAAUUGAUCUAUCCAAUGAAGUAUAAAUAAUAUAUAAGUAUUUAGAAAUGUGGAGUUAAAUUAGGCUCUAAAGGAAGUUUUAUUGAAGAAAAUUAAUAAGAAGAUUAAAAGAAGUAAUCAAUAUGUUGUUGA
Molecule: messenger RNA, 2264 nt
Organism: Paramecium pentaurelia
Lineage: Eukaryota; Ciliophora; Oligohymenophorea; Peniculida; Parameciidae
Source: the annotation of a GenBank genome assembly